GUUCAGAGUGACCCAUAAUUCCAAAUCAGUCUACUUAAACUCCGGCCAAUCUUCCCUCGAGUGUUCCUACGAUCAGAAAAGUGGUGAGAGUGAGAAUUGAAAGAGAGAGAGGGAGAGGGAGAGAGUGUGUCAAGAAGAUCUAUAAAGAUCGUGAUUAGGUGGGAACGAGAGAAGUGAAUCGAAACCCUACGAAUUCGUAUCUACCGAAUGAGGUCUUUUGUCUGCUAGUAACCUGGAUUAACAUGGUUACUUGCACGUGCUGAAGCUUGGUGGAGGAUUAUCAUAUUUUGGAGAUAUGUGGCACGGGGGAAAAGAGAGUUUCUUUUUACCAGGUCAGACAAAUUAUCCUAAAAGGUUUCAGGAGGCUCAUAUGGAGAACAAGAUCCUCCCACCUCCCCCUGGUGGGAAUCAUGAUAUAGAUUUUCUUGGUGGCUUAUCAAAAAAAAGGAAAUUUACAGUUAUGGAUCAGCCAGGUGCCAUUCCUUGCAUACCAUGGGAGUCAAACGUACAACAGUCUAGUUUUGUUUCAAGGGUAACUGCCCAAAGGAAUACUCAUGGACCGUGUUUAAACCAAGAAAAUUCUGUAGAACCAUUUACUUUCAGGCGUAAAUAUGAAAAAGAUCAAUUUCGAUAUCAAAAUAAUAUUGCAGAUACAUGGCAGACUAGUUAUGGGAAUACAAAUAGAAGUGAGAUUGACAAAAUAAGCAGCCCUUCUUUAAGCAUGCCACCUCCAUUUUUACAUUAUAAAGGAUCCUUCCCCUCAGUUAACAUGUCGUUGGGGGAGACCUUCACAGCUUCAAAUCGACAACCCCAGGCAGUAAAUAUGUUGGACUGGAAUGAAGCUUAUAAAUAUUCGCCCUUUUUAAAAUCAAAUAAUGGACAUACAGAAAAAGCUCAGAUUGAUCCUGGUUCGCAAGAUUCAAUGAGCUUUGGGGUCAAGAAUCAUGUAGUCACAAAUAAAGUGCCACUGGAAAUGUGCAAUAAUGUUUCUGAAUGUUUGAGACCUAUGGAAAUUUUGCAACAGAACUUUCUAGCACCCAAUAGGUUUUCUGAUGAUUUGAAUGGAAGUACGUGUGCUCAAGAAUCCAGAACUGUCUCUUUGGGAGCUUUGGUUUGCACUGAGCAAAACGAAAAUCAUAGUUUGCUGCAAAAUGAAGUACAAUUAGGCAAUGUUGCUUUAGGUAAUCAUUUAAGUGACGCAUCUGAAAAUAAAGGAGGUCACGAGGGUGGCAAUAUCAAAACAGAGGAUAAAACAGAAGUAUUGGAUGUGGAUAAUUUUAAGUCUUUAUUGAAAGAGGACUUUUCGCCAAAUGGGCAUAAUCCUGCCAAUGUCGUGGAGCAUGGUCAGAAAAAUGACCUGAGUCAUAUCUCUCCCAAAUUAGAUGAAAAGAGUAAUUUACAUUCUGGGAAAGCAGCUUGUACAUUGGCUGAAAAGCUUUGGGAUGGGUCUCUUCAGCUAAAUUCGUCAGUCAUUGUGUCUGCAGUUGCCUUCUUUAAAAGCGGUGAGAAGUUGCUUGAUGUCAACUGGUCUGAAUUUCUAGAAGUUAAAGGGAAAGUAAGAUUAGAGGCUUUUGAAAAAUAUAUACAAGAUCUUCCUCGCUCACGCAAUCGGGGAUUGAUGGUUAUCUCACUUUGCUGGAAGGAAGGAACUUCUGAAACUGGAUUGAAAGGCAUGAAAGAGAUUGCUAGAGGAUAUAAAAAAGGUGAGAGGGUUGGGUUUGCACAGCUAUCACCGGGUGUCGAUCUUUACAUCUGUCCUCGCAGUGAUACCAUAAUCACAAUUCUUGCGAAGUAUGGUUUCUUCAAGGGCAUGGCAGCUGUUGAAGACAACCAGGACUCCUUGAUAGGUUGUGUAGUAUGGCGGAGAAACAGAUCGUCUUCGAAUUCUGUUGCAAGUAAAUCAGAAAUUAAGAAAACCUCCUUGCCAGAGCAACCCUCCCCUUCAGACUCUGCCGCCCAGCAAGUUUUGGAAAGAAAAAGGUCUCCGACACAAACUGCUCAAGAAUCUAUCCCAAACGAGUUGGUACCAGCUUCCUCAACUCUUGACAGUCCAAGAGAAAAGGAUACUGAAAGCAAGAAUGGUGGCUACAAUGAAGUCCAGUUUGAACUUGCCAAGUCUUUCUCCAGUGCUAAUUCCUUGAUGAUUCCUUCGGUCCCUAGCGACUCCUCAUCCAUUCUAGUGGGACACCAAAGAUCCCUGUGUUCCAACUCCACCACUUUUGAGGUCCCCCAGGGACAAUUGUUGCAAGUUGGAGCUCCUGCUGCUCACUGCUCAGGACAUGAACAGCCUAGAGCGAGUUUGGAACUUCAGAAACCCGUCGUCUCUCUCCCAGCUGAUGUGUUGCAACAACCUACGCCCACAUCCGAUGAUGAUGAUCUUCCUGAAUUCGAUUUCGGAGCUGCAUGUGGGAUUUCUCAAACUAAAAUGGGCAAGCCUUUAGAUGCUUUGGCGUUUGACAGUAAGCAUCCAACUGAAGGAAUGGAUGGAUCAAUGCCGCCCAAAAUGACCAUUAUGCAAACAAUGUCAACUUCCAACCAAAGGUCAGAUCAUUCUACUGUUCAACGACUUCCUUUAGCUGCCAGCCAAGAAAUUCCAGUCCGGAAGAAUAUUGGUGAGCCUGAAUCCUGGACCCCGCUUUUGCCCAAUUUGGAUGAAAAACAACGUAUCCAAAUUAAAACUACCACAGCUUCUGUAAGCGGUACUUAUGCCCCACCUAAGAAUCUUUUUGAUGACGACGAUGACAUGCCUGAGUGGUGCCCUUCGGAGAGCCACAAGCCAACGUUGGCAGAAAACUCAACUCUAAAAAAUUUGCCUCCAGGCCUUCCGCGACCUGUACUACCUUCUCUAUUCCAAGCUGCUUCUCGGCCACUGUUUCAUUCCCGUGUAUUCCCUCCUGCAUCUCAUUGUCCAAUAACCGUCACUGUGAAAGCACCACAACCAAGACCUUUCCUGAGAGGUCCUAUUUCUUCAACAACAUUCAACUCAAAUUCAGUGUCAAGGUCUCACCCGAGCCCAUUUGAUGUCAAACUUCCAUUCCAUCCUGCUGAUAAAAGAGGUUGGAGGCCAUAAUCAUCAAGAGUGUAGCGAAAUUUGUUGUCUGAUAACCUUGGAUCCUCAUGUGAGGUAGUCUUGUCACAUUUUAUAAAUAUGCUUCCUAGAGAAAUGACUUUGAAAAUGUGUACCGUUCAACUUGUACAUGAGCAGGAACUAGGAAGCUGAUUUUCUGUCUCAUGCUUUGGCAAUCUUUCAAGUUGUGCUUCUGUUUCAUGUU
Molecule: messenger RNA, 3272 nt
Organism: Cornus florida
Lineage: Eukaryota; Viridiplantae; Streptophyta; Magnoliopsida; Cornales; Cornaceae
Exons: 6
Coding region: 296-3070 (924 amino acids)
Biological process (GO): DNA-templated transcription
Cellular component (GO): nucleus
Source: RefSeq, a predicted model, not a curated record